AGAGGACAACGCAGCCAGGGCAACUUUCUCAUGGCGGAGUGCGGAAUUCAGACGCUGGCAAAUGUCCAAAUGCUUCCAUUCGCCCUGAAGUUCUGCAGUGGCACAACGCUGAGCACGUUGCGCACUGCAGCAUCCAUGUUCUCAGAAGCCAUCCCCGAAUCCUCCUUGCUGUGGAGCGAGUUGCUGUCAGAAUCUUCAGCCUUUCUACACGAUGACAAGACCUCCACGAUGCAAAAGGCCCAACGCUUGAGCGCGGCGGUCGAACGAUGCAAGCUCCAACGGGAAGAUGCUGACGCGGCUGACGCGCCCAUCGAACGGCCACCAGUGAACAAAAGUCAGCGCUACCGACUCAUCGUCACCGGAGCCCGCGGCAGUGGAAUCUCCAGCCUGGUGCAACUCAUGGCGCGGAGGGAUGAGUUGAAGUCGCACCAAGGGAAGGACAUGUCACUGAUGAACUUCUCAGCAGAGCUGAACAAUCAGAAAUUGUCCAUCUCGGCAGUCGACAAGCGCUCCACUGCUAUCGUCACACCGUUUUCAGCCGCUUUGUACAAUGGUCACAGCGCGGCACUCUUCGUUUUCGAUGCAAGCUGCAUGGAGGAUUCACUGAAUAAAGCUGCAUGGUGCAUUGCAGAGUUGAAGCAAACGGUGGGACCGAAUAAGUUCCGCUUGAUGCCGAAGCUUUUGGUUUGCCACAAGGCGGAUCUUUUGCCAAAGGAAUCGCCACAGAAGUUGCUUCGACAGCUGCCAGCGAUCUGUGAAGCACUGCUGACCAGCUACGGCAUGGACUUGGUCUUCACUUCUCGGGAGGAUCCAGGCUCAGUGGAUCUGGCCGUGGCCCUCGCUGCCGAGCAUUGGCCCGAGACGGGUCCCGAUGAUGCCAGUCGAAAGUUCCCGACCAUUUCAAGGCAGCAGCUGCGUCCCACCAGAACGGUCGUUCGACGCAACACCGUGGUGAAUUCGCAGCCGCGUCGUCCAGCAAAUAUCUUGGAAGAAUUACGUGCAAGAGUCCCUCGUGUAGAGUAGCAUGUAGCAGCUGAGCACUGUGAAAUUCUAGCUGUACAUCAAAUCUUUUAGCAUGUCGCACGUAGGUGAACGGCUGCCCCAGCCACUCCAGUCGUCCCAAUCUUUGCUGCCAACGCACUCCCGGUGUCAAGAUGGCCUCUUUGUUGUACAGCAUUUGAGAGCCAUGCGGACAUCGGCAUAGGUGCCCCUUCCAAGUGGGCAGAAAAUGCCGCAUAGC
Cladocopium goreaui is the source of this 1240-nucleotide messenger RNA. Lineage: Eukaryota; Dinophyceae; Suessiales; Symbiodiniaceae. The record is from the annotation of a GenBank genome assembly.